Prunus mume (Japanese apricot) is the source of this 772-nucleotide messenger RNA. It is a transcript of the gene LTPG2, whose product is annotated as Bifunctional inhibitor/lipid-transfer protein/seed storage 2S albumin superfamily protein. NCBI's taxonomy places the organism in Eukaryota, Viridiplantae, Streptophyta, Magnoliopsida, Rosales, Rosaceae. The record is from RefSeq and is a predicted model, not a curated record.
AUUUAUUAUUAAUUUCGGCUAGCCCAAAAUUCAGAACAAAAACAAAUCUCUUUCUCACUCAAGCAACCCAAUAUUUAACUUCAAACCCCACUCACUUUUAGCAGAAGCGAAAAAAAAUUACGACACAGAAAAAUGGGCAGAGCCAUCAUGUUGUUGAUGAUGAUGACGACGACGACGACAAUGCUACAUGUCGUUUUGGCGCAGGAGGCCCCGGCUUCGGCUCCGGGGCCGGCGUCUCCGGAUUGCCAAACGGCCAUUCUGGGGAUGGCGGAUUGCCUGACGUAUGUGACGCCAGGCAGCAAUUUGACAAAGCCGGACAAACCGUGCUGCCCUGAGCUGGCGGAGCUCGUGAAAGACAACCCAAUCUGCUUGUGCACUUUGCUGGCCAACAGCAACAGCAGCAACAGCGUCGGCAUUGAAAUUGAUGUCAACAGGGCUCUUAAGCUUCCCACUGUUUGCAAGGUUCAGACGCCCCCUCCGAGCACCUGUGCACUUCUGGGAAUUCCAGUGGGAGCUCCCACAGCUUCUGAAGCGCCAGCUAACUCUCCUGGUUCAGGGCUUACACCUCAAGGACCCCCUGCUUCCGCUUCAAAGACUGCCGCCUCUGUUAUGGCUUUCCUUGCUGGCUUAGUUAUUGCAGUUCUUCCCAUUUGGUGAUUCAUUUGGAUUUAGAUUUCUUUCAAAACUUUCAUUUACUCGAUUGUUGUUGUUGCCAGAUGAUAUGUUAAUGUUAUUAACUCCAUUAUAUUAUUAAGGAAUUUUUAUUUGUUAA